Effrenium voratum is the source of this 2634-nucleotide messenger RNA. Lineage: Eukaryota; Dinophyceae; Suessiales; Symbiodiniaceae. The record is from the annotation of a GenBank genome assembly.
UGGAACUUACACAGAGCCUAGACCAGAUCGGUCGUUCUGCCAUGGUUUGAGCUGUGGCCGGAUGGGGACUGGCAGGAGCUGGAACGGAUGGCGCAGUCACCUCACUAUGGUGGUAGGUUGCCUCACCGGCUUGGUGGCUGUGAUCUGGUGGGGGCGCGCCCCGGCACCUGAUCUGGUGCCGAAGCACAGCAGCCCGCAGUUUGACACCGCCAUCUCCUCCCUCGAGAAGGAGCCAAGGCGCGCCCCGGCACCUGAUCUGGUGCCGAAGCACAGCGGCCCGCAGUUUGACACCGCCAUCUCCUCCCUCGAGGAGCCAAGGCGUGGCGCCUCGAGCGCAUCCAGCGGCUUUCUGGAAACCAAAGAGCCUGAAGAGGCGCCGCCUCCGGAAGCGGAAAGCACGACUGCAGCGCUGGGCAGCCUGCAGCCUUGCAAGGCGAGCUAUCGGGAUCCAAGCUCUCGGCCUGGUAGGCCGUGCCUGCCGCAGGUUAGCGAAUGGCCCUACAAGAGCAACACGGCCUCCCGAACCCAGCUGGGAGAGCGAGCCUGGAUGGCGGCCACUGGCAAGGUGGCUGAAGUCGAGUGCGGUGGCUGGCACUUGUUCGGCGACAUGACCUGGUGCAAGCGAGCUCUGUCGAGCACCGCUGGCAGCGAGCAGAAGGAUGGGGCCGUCAUCGGGCUGUCCUACGGCAUCGAGCAGCGGGAUCUCUGGAGUGAGAUCGUUAGCAACGACUACAAAGUGCCUACAAGGCUCUACGACUGUUUUCAAAACCCAAAGGACUCGCCACCCUUGGGAAGGGAGGAUCUGCAGAAGGCAUCCUGCGCGGGCGCGCCGGGGCACUGCUACGAGACGCGGUACCAGUCUCACCGCAUUUGCCUGGGCGGUGCUGGCGCGGACAUCCCGGGCCAGCGCAAAUACGAAUCUUUGAGGCUGCACCUGAAAGACCGGCAGCGGCUCUCGGUCCAUCUCAAGAUCGACACGGAAGGUUCCGAAUGGGAAGAGCUCGAGUGGCUGCUCAGCUCGCCCAAGGACUUGGACAAGAUCCGGACCCUCGACAUGGAGGUGCAUUUGGGUUGGCGAGUGGAGUCCACCAGCGAAAGCCGCAAGAGGCUGUCCAACGAGGCAAGGAUCGCCCGGGACAUCGAAACCCUGGAGCGCCUGGGGCAAUACUUCCGUUGCACAGGCUCCUCCAUGGAGGUCUUGGCGGAGGAGUGGAUGGGUCAGCCAAACGGCGGGCGCUGCAAGCCCCAGAGUUGCGGCGAGCCUUUGGCGCACACAGCCACCGGCUUCCCAGUGAUACAGUUCGCCAUUAGCUGGGUCCACCCCGCGCUUCUGGCCUCGGCCCCGAUGGCGCUUGCGCCCAACACGAAGCCAAAGCCAGCGCCGAAGCCGGCGCUUUCCGGGCCGCCGGCGCCCGCGGCGCUGUCCGGGCCGGAGUCGCCACCCACCUGGUCUUGCAAAAGGUCCUUCACGGACGCAAGCUCGCGCCCUGGGAGGCCAUGCCUGCCAACGCCUGCGGAGUGGCCCUACAAGACCAAGCUGAAGUCCCCGGCGAAGCUGGGAGAGCGCGCGGUGGCGGCGGCCAUGGGUGAGGUCACGGAGAAGCAGUGCCAUAAGUGGCACCUCUUUGGGGACAUGACCUGGUGCAUGAAGGCCUUCAGCCACAGCGACCCCUCUGCGUUGAUAGGCCUGUCCUAUGGCAUCGAGCAGCGGGAUCUGUGGAGUGAGAGAGUGAGCCAACUCUUUAAGAUCCGCACCCGGCUCUACGACUGCUACCAGCGCCCGGAGGACUCCACUCCCUUGGGAGGUCGGGCGAUCAAUGCCAGCGGCGCCUGCACGGAGGAGGGGCCGCCUUGCUACGAGGCGCCCUACGAGCCCUACACCAUUUGCCUGGGCCCGGAGAGCCGACUGCUGGAGAGCCGGCGCUUCGAGUCGCUGCAGCUGCACUUGAGAAACCGGAAGCGCCUCUCGGUGCACUUGAAGAUCGACGUGGAAGGCUCGGAGUGGGAGGUGCUGGAGUGGUUGCUGUCAUCUCCAGAGAUUGACAAGAUUCGGACCCUGGAUAUGGAGGUGCACCUGGGCUUCUUGAGCGGCUCGGGCAAGGACUUCGCCCGGUCCUCCAUGAAGUCCAAGGAUCGCAUCGCCUACGACAUCGACAUCUUGGAGCGCUUGCGGCAGGUUCUGACCUGCACCGGGAGUUCCCUGGAAGUGCUGGCGGAGGGUUGGAUGAACGACGGCGAGGGCGGGAAGUGCGGCGGCAGGUGCCAGCAGCCAGAGGCCCACGCGGCGGGCGGCUUUCCAAUGACUCAGUUUGCCAUCAGUCUGGAGUUUCGUCCACCAACCACUUGUGAGGCGGUUCCCUUCUGAGAUUCAUAGCCAAAUGAGUGAAGGUUCCGCCUCUUGGAAAAUCCGUGAACCAAGGGUAUGGUCAUGGUGCCAACCCCUCACUAACAAGGCCUUCGCACAGCCCGGAGGGCUUAGCUACAACUGUGACACGUGCCUCGCCAUUUUCCUUCUUGGAUUUUUGUUUGCUUAUUUCUUAGGAAAGUCUGCUUUCUGGGAUGGGACUGGGACUUUUUGUCAGUUCUCGAUCUGUUGAUUCUUGAUCCUUGAUCGAGGGGCCCGCACACCGACCU